AUGUUUUGGAUAUUCUUUGUUUUACUGAUAGUUUCUACUGGUGAUUGUAUUCUUAUUGGUAAAAUAGAUAAUAAUAUAUUAAUUGGUAAUAUAUCUAAAUCAUUAUGGAAUAUAACUCAAAACCAAUGUAUAUGUGAGAUGAUAGAUUCAAAUGGAAUCAUAUCGACAUUAAAUUAUUUUUCAACAAAUCAAACUUGUCAAUUAUUUUAUACAAAUUUUACUUCGAUUUUAAUUGAAUUUAGUCUCAAUUCUUCUUUGAUAUUUAUGAAUCAAUCAGCAAUAUUCAUAGCACAAAAUCAGAUCACGUCAGCAACAACAUCAGCAGCAACAACAACAACAGUAUGUACUCAGCCAUCGUGGUCACAAACUGCGACUACUAUAUUUGGCAGUCAAGCAGGUACAUCUGGCUCUAACUUUACACUUCUUUCUGCUCCAAUUGGAAUGUACUAUGACGGUCUUAACAAUAUGUUAACCGUUGCGGAUUAUGGAAAUCAUCGUAUUCUACGCUUUCCUAUUACUAAUCCACCUUCAGUUGCAACAGUAAUUGCUGGAGGUGAUGGUGCUGGCUGCAACAUAAGUCAAUUUCGUUCUGUUGAUGGAAUAGGUGUUGAUAAUUCUGGCCGAUUUUAUGUAGCAGAUUACGAUUGCGGUCAAGUCGUUCGAUUUCCAUCAAAUUCAAAUUCGACGACAUCUGGAACACUUCUCGGUUCUAUAGCUCAAGCAGCAUUAAUAUCCGUCAAUCAACUGACUGGUGAUAUCUACGUAGUUAGCCAUACUGAUAAUGCGGUAUACAAGUUUGUUGAAGGCAGUGGGUCACCAGUGGUUGCAGCAGGUGGCAAUGGUAAUGGAAAUGCCUCAAAUCAGCUUAACGGUCCAAAUGGUGUCUACUAUGAUUAUUUAUAUACAAAUGCUUUGUACGUUACUGAGAUUGGUAAUAGUCGUGUAAUGAAAUACCCAUCAGGUUCAACAAAUGCAACUUAUGGAACAGUUGUUGCUGGAGGUAAUGGAGCUGGAAGUGGAGCGAAUCAGUUGAAUAAUCCAAGAUCUAUAGUGGUCGAUAGCACAAGAACUCUUUAUAUUUCUGAUGCAAGUCACAAUCGAAUACAACGUUGGCUGAAAAAUGCGACGAGUGGCACUACAGUUGUUGGUGGUACAUCAGGAACAGCAUCAAAUCAACUCAAUUUUCCUGAAACAGUCCUCUUUGAUAAAUAUGUAUGUACUCUGUCUUCUCGAUCAUCCUGGUCACAAAAUGCUACUACCAUAUUUGGCAGCCAAGCUGGCGGCACAUAUGGCUCUACCCUUUCACUUCUUGAUAUUCCAAUCGGAAUGUAUUAUGAUCAAGCUAAUAAUCGAUUAAUCGUUGCGGAUUUUGGAAAUCAACGUAUUCUGCAAUUUUCUAUCAACAAUCCGCCUUCAGUUGCAACAGUAAUUGCUGAAAGUAAUGGUCAAGGUUGCAACAUGAAUCAGUUUAAUGGUCCUGUUGGAGUAGUUCUUGAUAGUUCUGGUCAAUUGUAUGUGGCAGAUUACGUUUGCAAUCAAGUCGUUAGAUUUCCAUCAGGUUCAAAUUCGGCGACAACUGCAACACUUCUCGGUUCUGUAGCUCAAGCAGCAUUACUAUCUCUAGAUCAAUUGACUAAUGAUAUCUAUGUAGCUGGCUCUAAUGAUAAUGCGGUAUACAACUUUGUUGGAGGUAGUGGAUCACCAGUGGUUGCAGCAGGUGGUAAUGGUAAUGGAAAUGCUUUAAAUCAGCUGUCAGGUCCAAAUGGUGUUUACUAUGAUUAUCUAUAUACAGAUUCUUUAUAUGUUACUGAUAGUGGCAAUAAUCGUGUAAUAAACUUCCCAUCCGGUUCAACGAUUGCAACUUAUGGAACAGUUGUUGCUGGAGGUAAUGGAGCUGGAAGUGGAGCGAAUCAGUUGAAUAAUCCAAGAUCUAUAGUGGUCGAUAGCACAAGAACUCUUUAUAUUUCUGAUGCAAGUAACAAUCGAAUACAACGUUGGCUGUCAAAUGCGACGAGUGGCACUACAGUCGUUGGUGGUACAACAGGAACAGCAUCAAAUCAACUUAAUUGGCCUGAACAAAUCCUCUUUGAUAAAUAUGGUAACUUAUUGGUUGUCGAUAGGGGAAAUAAUCGAAUACAAAUGUUUAAUCUAACAACAUGUUAG
Adineta steineri is the source of this 2163-nucleotide messenger RNA. The record is from the annotation of a GenBank genome assembly. NCBI's taxonomy places the organism in Eukaryota, Metazoa, Rotifera, Eurotatoria, Adinetida, Adinetidae.